Echinops telfairi (small Madagascar hedgehog) is the source of this 3675-nucleotide messenger RNA. It is a transcript of the gene MANEA, whose product is annotated as mannosidase endo-alpha. The transcript is spliced from 5 exons. Gene Ontology annotation, molecular function: alpha-mannosidase activity. Bases 133 to 1521 code for a protein of 462 amino acids. Lineage: Eukaryota; Metazoa; Chordata; Mammalia; Afrosoricida; Tenrecidae. The record is from RefSeq and is a predicted model, not a curated record. Gene Ontology annotation, cellular component: Golgi apparatus.
GGCCCGGGGACGUUGGUUUGCGCUCUGCUCUGGCCGCGGCCGGCGAGCCCCCUGCACCCGCGCCGCUGCCCGUGACUCGCCGACCCAGCAAAACAUCAUGGAGGGUUUUCUUGGAGUUUAAAGUAUGUCAUCAUGGCAAAGUUUCGGAGAAGGACUUGCAUCAUUUUGUCACUUUUUAUUUUAUUUAUUUUCUCACUGAUGAUGGGCUUAAAAACACUGAGACCAAAUACAGCUACUUUUGGAGAUCCUUUUGGACUUGACCUUCUUCCAGAAUUUCGACAGAAAACUAUUCACUUGGAGAAAAAAUUUGAUUCCAAAAGGAGUGACACAAUCAGCAGUGAAGCAAAGUUCAAGAAUUUAAAAAGUGUAGAAAUCACUAUGCAACCUUCCAAACACUCUGAACUCAACCUAGAAGAACUGCCACCUCUGAAUUAUCAUUUACAUGUAUUUUAUUACAGCUGGUAUGGAAAUCCACAGUUUGAUGGUAAAUAUAUACAUUGGAACCACCCAGUCUUGGAACACUGGGACCCUCGGAUAGCCAAGAAUUAUCCACCAGGGAGACACAGCCCGCCAGAUGAUAUUGGCUCCAGCUUUUAUCCUGAAUUAGGGAGUUACAGCUCUCGGGACCCUUCUGUCAUAGAAACCCACAUGAGACAAAUGUGCUCAGCUUCAAUUGGUGUUCUAGCCCUGUCCUGGUACCCACCUGCUUCAAGUGAUGAGAAUGGAGAACCUACUGAUGACUUAGUACCGACUAUUUUGGAUAAAGCUCAUAAAUAUAAUCUGAAGGUCACCUUUCACAUAGAGCCAUAUAAUAAUCGUGAUGAGCAUAACAUGUAUAAAAAUGUGAAAUAUAUUAUAGACAAAUAUGGAAGCCACCCAGCCUUUUACAGGUACAAGACUAAGACAGGCAGUGCUCUUCCGAUGUUUUAUGUCUAUGAUUCCUAUAUCAUAAAAUCUGAAAAAUGGGCCAAUUUAUUAACCACCUCAGGGUCUCAGAGUAUUCGCAAUACUCCUUAUGAUGGAUUGUUUAUUGCACUUCUAGUAGACGAGAAACAUAAAUUGGAAAUUCUUCACAGUGGUUUUGAUGGAAUUUACACAUAUUUCGCCACCAAUGGCUUUACUUAUGGCUCGUCACAUCAGAACUGGGCUAGCCUGAAAGCCUUUUGUGAGAGCUACAACUUAAUAUUCAUCCCAAGCGUGGGCCCAGGAUACAUCGACACCAGCAUCCGUCCGUGGAACACUCACAACACUCGCAACAGAGUCAACGGGAAGUAUUACGAAACCGCGCUGAGCGCAGCUCUCCAGACCCGGCCCAGUGUCAUUUCUAUCACUUCUUUUAAUGAGUGGCACGAAGGAACUCAGAUUGAAAAUGCUGUUCCCAAAAGAACUGGUAAUGCUGUAUACCUGGAUUAUCGGCCUCACAAGCCAGGUGUUUACCUCGAAUUAACUCGCAAGUGGUCCGAAAAAUUCAGCAAGAAUAGGGCAGCGUAUGCAUUAGAUCACCAGCCACCUGUUUCUUAAUGUAUUAACGAAAGUGUAGUAGCUGUUGAAACACCUAAUUUUCAAUAAAGGGCUUUUGUUUUGAGCUAUGAAAGUUUUCAGAAUCAGGAUGCAUAACUGCUAUACAAUCUUUAAAAAUAAUAAUUUAUACUUCUAAAAAAAAGUAGUUCUAUUAUCAUUGCCACCUUUUCCCUUGCACUAAGAACAUAUCCGAGACAAGACGUGUGCAAACCACAUUCCUUGUGGCCCAGUUUGCUAGAUAUCGGGCUGAAACUGAAAUUCUGCUCUGAUGGCAAUUUAACUUUGAUUUCAUGGUGGAUGCAUCACUGUGGUUACAUAAAGCAGCCAGCACACAGUUAAGUCCUGCUUGCAUCUGGGCCCAAAGAAAUAGGAUUGUGGGUAUGUGGUAUAAGUAAGAAAAACAGAUUAAAAGGAGCCAAUUAUUUUAGGGUUUAAUUUCCAUGUUUUUCUUUCUCUUCCUUUUCUUUUUUCUUACAAUAUAUUUAUUGCCUUCAUUGUAUUAGUGUCCAGACUCUGGAUAGCUCCCCAAUAAUGGUGACCUUAGAGAAAUAUAGUUGUAUGCCUGAAGCCUUACUCUGAACCAUACUGUAUAAGGAAGGUAUGCUUUCCGUAGUACAGGAUGUAUCAAUAUCUGCAGAAUUUUGGUUACCUGGGGGUGACUAGGGGUUUUGCAUAUUGAGUGUUUCUGCUUUAUUAUGCUGAAUUACCAAUUUUAAAAGCUGUGGAAAGCACUUUCAUAAAAGUUAAUGAUUGCUUGUCACUUAUUAGGAAAGUAUCAUUUUCUUCACAAUUAUGAAGACAUGUUGUCCCAAAUAUACUCAAUUAUCUUCUGUUGGGUUACCUUGUCAGUCUUUAACUUUUUAGUACUUAAUUCUUUAAAUUUAUUGUUAAUCAGGGACUAAUUGUAAGAUACAGGGAUAAAAAGAGGCUGGUACUAUUUAUUAGAUUUUCAUCUUAUAAUAUUUACCAAAAAUAAUAAAGAAAAUGUACUCAUUUUAUUUUGGGAACCUGGAACUCAGAGUGCUUUGAAAUCUUAUUCAUAUUUACUCUAGUAUUUGGCAUGUGCAUAAGUUGAACGUGUAAAAUGAUGAAAUAUUUCAUUUUUCAUUUACAAGGCAGUACUUUGCAUUUUUUAUGUAUCCUAAUAUCUACUUUUUUAAAUUGUUGCUCUCAGUACCAGUCAAGCUGAAAUACUCAUGAUCAGUAUAACUCUUCAUGUGGUGACAGAUUAAGUAUCUUUAUGGUACAAAAUAGUUUCUUAGCUGUACAGUUAAAACUAGAGAAUAACAAAAUACACUCUGUUGUUAUAGUUAGCAUUUUUAAUUAAGAUUACAGUAAAACUAAUAUAUGUGCUAUUAUAUAAAUCUUAGGUUUUUAAUUCUGUUAUAUUAAAAAAGUAGAGCCAUGCUAAAUAGUAACACAUGUAUAUCAUCGUAUUAUAAAGAUGUUUAUUCAGAAGCAUAUAUUAGCACUGGAAUUUAUUUUUUAAAUGCCCCAUCAAAUUAUGAAAUAUGUUUCUUUUACUUUUAAAAUUUAUUUUAACAUCAAUUUAGAAGUAAAUUGUAUGCUUAAUAUUAGUUUAAAGAUAUUUAUAACUUAAGAAUUUACUAUUUCUCAGAGAAUGAGCAUGCCACAGAAAAUUAGUAUAGUGUUAGCAUGAUUGCUUUCUAGUAGUAAUUAUAAGAAUAAGUCACUGUGAGGAUAUUUUGAUAUGAACAAGCAUUUUUGUGUGAUUAGUCAUACAGAAUCAGCCUGUGGGCGGGAGGUGGGGGUGGUGGCAUAAGAAAAAUCAGCCUGUGUUUUUUUUUUUCUUUCUUUUAUGCAGUUAGCCAUUAUUGGAUAUGUUAAGGAUAAAAUCUAAAUAUGUCAUAUGAAAUAUAUUUAUUGAAAUUCAGCUAGAGAUAUAUUUACUACAGAGGAAUUUUCUCUUUUGCCUAUUUUGUGCAUUUGAACCACUUAUAUUAGAAAAUUAAUUCAUAAAACAAUUUUGAAAUUAGGAGAAACUAUAAAUAUAGACCUAGCAAUUCCUCAGUCUAUCACUCUCUUUAUUUUCCUCCCAUUACAGAACUAGAUUAUCCCUUAGAGCAGAGGUUCUCCACCUUCCUGAUGAUGCGACCCUUUAAUAUAGUUCAUGUUGUGGUGACCCUCCCAACC